GCUGCCAGAUAUUUUUCAGUUUGAGCCUCUGGUUCGUGUGGGAAUGUUAUGUUAUUUUUGACAGGCUACAUUGCUAACAUAUUUAAGUUGUAUAUAAAAUAGCCAAUGUCAUCAAAAUUUAAAUUAUCCACCGUACACAUGUAUUUGUUCGCUUUGCAUUGUGGGUAUCAGCGCCUCCCCACGUGUCUGCAAAGAGGAGUCAACAUGGCACCAAGCGCCACACCGUUAGAGUUCAGCUGUGCUAGCCUGGACUAGAAACCGUACCUUUCACAGCCACACUUGAAUCUACGAAUGAGAUAGCAAAAGCUCUCCCGCAAACUGUGCAGGUUAGGUCUUUGCAAUCUGCUGCUUUGCGAUUAUAACUCACUCCCCGCCUCAACAUGGCCAGUGGAGAGGAUGAUGACCCGGUUAUAGAAGAGAUUGAUGUCUAUUUAGCCAAAAGUCUGGCAGAAAAGCUCUAUCUCUUCCAGUACCCUGUACGACCAUCGAUGAGCACCUAUGAUGAUGUCAACCACUUAUCUGCUAAGAUAAAACCCAAGCAGCAAAAGGUGGAGCUGGAAAUGGCCAUUAAUACAUUGAGCCCCAACUACUGCCGCAGCAAGGGCGAACAGAUAGCUCUCAACGUGGACGGUACUACCUAUGAGGAAACCAACACCUACUCAACGAAGAUAAUGGACAAGCAGACGUUUACCUCCAUCCAGGCCACCACCAACACCUCCAGAUUUGCUGCUGCCGUGUUCCGCAAAGGGGAGCUCCACAUCACUCCGCUGCAGGGAAUCCUCCAGUUGAGGCCCAGCUUCACCUACCUUGACCGGGCGGACGGCAAGCAGCGGGAGAGGGAGGCGGCUAACGAAGGGGGAGACUCCUCUCAGGAUGAAGCGGAGGAGGACGUCAAAGCCAUUACUGUGAGGUUUUCCCGCCCUGAGUCCGAGCAGGCCCGCCAGAGGAGGGUCCAGUCCUACGAGUUCCUCCAGAGGAAGCAGGCAGAGGAAUCGUGGGUUCACCUGCACUACCACAGUCUCAGGGAUGGGCGGUCUGAACACGAGAGGCAGUACCUGUACUGCCAAGCUAUGGAUGCCUCGGAUAACUCUGAACUGGUCAAAACCCCAAAGGAGUACUUGGCCAUGCUGAUGCCCCCUAUGGCUGAAGAAAAAAUUGUGAGGCCGACGGGUCCCAGUAACGUGCUGUCCAUGGCCCAGCUGCGCACCCUGCCCCUGGCGGAGCAGAUCAAAACGUUGAUGAAGAACGUUAAGGUGAUGCCCUUCGCCAACCUCAUGGGCCUCCUUGCCACGGGCAUCGACUCCACUGCGGUGCUGCGCUGCAUCCAGCAGGUGGCGCUGCUGGUUCAGGGGAACUGGGUUGUCAAAAGUGACGUCUUGUACCCCAAAAACACCUGCAGUCCCCACAGCGGUGUCCCUGCGGAGCUCCUGUGUCGAGGCCGGGACUUUGUGAUGUGGAGAUUCACACUUGAACGCUGGUUGUUGAGGAAGGAAGUGGCCGCCAUUAUUAAGCUUCCCCCAGAGGACGUCAAGGACUUCCUGGAGCACAUGGCGGUGCCGCGCAUCAACCGCGGCUGGGAGUUUGCGUUGCCUAACGACGGCAAUUUCAUUAAGAAGCACCCAGACGUGACCCACAGGCAGCAAAUGCUGUGGCUCGGCAUCCAGAGCAAGUUGGAGAAGGUUUUCAAUUUCAACAAGGACGACUUCAUCCCCAAGAACACCCCGCCGCAAGAGUCGGUGCACGUCAGCGGGGAGCAGCGGCUGAAGGCUGCGCAGGAGCGAGCGCGGCAGAGCCAGACGUCGAUGCAGCACGCCCUGCUCGCCAAGAAGCGUGAGGCGCCGCCGGGGUCCGACGUCCAGGUGAAGCAGGAGCCGCUCAGCGACGGGGAGGACGGCGAGCAGCCCAUGGACACCUCCUCCGCCGCCGCCUCCCUCAACGGCGGCGUCAACGGCUACUCCGGCGCCGGCUCCCCGGCCUCGGAGCACGCCAACGGCACGGCGCCGCCCGCCGAGCUGCGGGACUUUGUGGCAAAGACUUUCAAGAAGGACAGCGUGCUGACGCUCAGCGAGCUGAAGAGGCUGUUCAACCUGCACCUGGCCUCGCUGCCGGCCGGCCACGGCAGCGCGCUCAUGGCCGUCUCGGACCGCAUGCUGCAGGACGCCAUCCUGCUCAGCCAGUGCAAGCAGAUCCUGGUGCCGUUUCCCCCCCAGAGCACAGCAGCCCCUGAUGAGCAGAAGGUGUUUGGUGUGUGGGAGACGGGAGAUGCGUUGGACAAGCACCGGCGGCUGCUGUACGAGCUGUUCUCGUCCAACUUCCGCGUGAGGAGGAAGGUGAUCCAGACCCGCCUGGCGCAGGAGUUUGGAGACGACCUCGCCAAGACGGACGUGGACCGGCUGCUCAAAGAAUGCUGUGGCAGCCUCAGCGGAUGGUGGUACCUCAAAGGAACAACACAGUCCUGACACUAAGAGGAUCCCCCCCCCCCCCCCCCCAAGCCAGGUUACCUCCCCGCCGCCCCCUCCCACCCACCCUCUGGAGCUCAACUUCGUGUCGGAGGCCAGUCAUGGAACAAGAGGCGGUCACAAACGGUCUAAAAAUCCAAGUUUGGGUUGCGGUGGAAGGGGCUUGAGGGGGAGGGGACAUGGACCACGGAGCUCUUCGCUGAUUGGCCUUUAUUUGCGUCAGAGCUUCAUGCUGAGUUCUGAUUGGGUGCGUGGUGGACCAGCGUGGCCCGACAUGCCAUUGUGUGAUAGAGUGGUGGUGGAUAUCAAUGUAUGGAUGUGUUUGUGUGUGUGUGGCUUAUAAAGAGAAGCAUUCGAUUACAGACUAUGUUAAACAGUGUUUAUUGGAGCAGGACUGAUUAAGUUGAACGGUUUGACAAUUCAGAGUGCGUGGUAUGUUUUUCUCCUGCCGAGUGGCCUUCGCAAAUCUUCAUCACACAUACUGCUAGCUUCCCAAAAAUCACUCGGUGAUGCCUUGAGUUUGGCAAGAACAAAAAACGGUUUGGUUUCAUCUUUCACCUCUAGAGAAACGUAUGAACACAGUCAUAGCAACGAUAGUACAAAUGGCCAUAUUUGAAAGAUACGAAGUGUGUUUGGGAUCGUGCCAAACUCGUAUUGGGACAACCACUGCAAAGCGAAUGUCUUCAGGUCGUUCAGUUUGACACGGAGACGGUUGAACAGAAGAUGCCACAGAAGUCUUUGAUCGCCUCAGAAGUGCGUCAAAGUCCUCCGAUGCUAAAUUAUGUAAUAAACUGACUGAUAACCAACUACUUGCUGCUGUUGUUCACGCCCCCUGUAACUGUUACAUUAAAUGUAGUCCUCCAUGUUCUGAAUCGUGUUAGUAACCCAGUAGAUGUGUUUAGGAUAUAUCACAGUACAACAAGUUGAUGGAAAAAAGAUAAUACUACGGUGGUGAAUUUACUUAGGCUUAACUUGCCAAAACAUGUGCAUUUCACCUGUGAUGUCGUUCAUUGUAGUUAUUAAUUACAUGGACUUUUUAUGCAGGUCCAACAGCUGAGUUAUGCAGACAAGUUAAGGAUGUGUAUUAACGUGUUUCAGUUAUGUGCUGCUAUCCUGGGUCUCUGGGGAAGUUCCCGUGUACUCUGCACCUCUGCAAGUAAUGACUAGCAGGGGGACUAAGUUACUUAUUUGUCCCUUUAUUUUCAAGGGUGAGAAUCUAGGACAUUGGAACACACUUGACAAGUUAAUCCUAAUGAAACUUACAGUAAGCGCUUUUUGGGCAUUUUCGGAUUUCUGUUCAGCAACAGCCAUGUUUUUAUCUUGGCUGAGAAAUAAGAGUGAAUGCUGAAUAAGCAAAUUAUCGCGUGAAACAUGCCAAUUUACUUGAGUCUCCCGGGAAUUCAGUAGCCAAACCCUAAAAGCAAACCAGAGAAGACAACCUAGUGCCAUGACAUGAUUUACAGAUUAUUUUAGCAAAUAUAUUUGUAGCAAGCAUUGCAGUCCUUGGUCAAAUAAUUCCAACAGCACAAUUUAGUUUGUGUCCAUAACUUCUACAAAGGAAUAAAAGGUCAUUUGUUUUUCCAUGUGCAACUCUAAAAUGAGAAUUGAGCAUUUAUUGAUUUCCAAGCAUCACCUUAAAGUUCAUUCAUACAGCAAACACUUUCUCAGCGAUAGCAGACAAGGUUAUGAAACGUUCAAAAACAUUCACUAAUUGUAUAAUUAAACUAGACAUCAAUGCUGUUGAACAAAUAGGUCCAUGAUGUGACUUCAAACGAUGGGAAUCACAAGCGCCAUGAUAAAGCAUUGGUAGAAGGGACAAUCCCCAGUGCAAUUCUAAAGUGCAUCUCAUGGUGAUUUUAAAUACAAGUCAAGAAGGAAAGUGCACCAAUAUGUUACAGCAUUACAAUUACGCCAAGCAGGCUUAACAGGCCACAUUAGAGGACAAUUAAGUCGCCUGCAUUAGAAAUUGAUAUGUGGAUGACCAGUGACAUUACAGUAAGUACAUACGAUUAUACUUUAGAUUCCUUAGAAGCUCCACCUAGUGCACUAUAAUCCAGUCGACAGAGCUUAUCCUAUGAACAAAUAUAAACACUAUUUCGGGAAGACUCGACGAGUACCGUUAAUGUAAUCAAUAGAGCACCAUAAAUGUCCUGUAAUUCCGUUCUGGUAAUAUUAAACAUUCAGACGGUAUUUAAGCACCUGACACAAUGUGUGCAGUUGUACCUUCAGUUGCUGCCAAAAGGUACACCACAAAGUCAGCCACCAUGGAUGUCAAAUGUUUCGCUUCUAAGUAGGUCAAAGAAGCAAGAAUUAUAAGCUACAGCUCAGUGACUAUGUUUUUUUUUUUCUCUCUAGAGAAUAUCCCAAGGAGCUUAUUGGCUGUUCGUCAAGUAGUGCUCAUAGGCUGAGGUAGAGCGAUGGUUCGAUCAGGAAGACGUUAGGCACUGGUGUUUCUGUGCAACAAAAAAAACCACGAGACAA
Gadus chalcogrammus (walleye pollock) is the source of this 4940-nucleotide messenger RNA. It is a transcript of the gene polr3e, whose product is annotated as polymerase (RNA) III (DNA directed) polypeptide E. The transcript has 21 exons. Gene Ontology annotation, cellular component: RNA polymerase III complex; nucleus. Gene Ontology annotation, biological process: DNA-templated transcription. The record is from RefSeq and is a predicted model, not a curated record. NCBI's taxonomy places the organism in Eukaryota, Metazoa, Chordata, Actinopteri, Gadiformes, Gadidae. The coding region runs from base 381 to 2459 and encodes 692 amino acids.